Molecule: messenger RNA, 5703 nt
Organism: Fundulus heteroclitus (mummichog)
Lineage: Eukaryota; Metazoa; Chordata; Actinopteri; Cyprinodontiformes; Fundulidae
Gene: card14
Product: caspase recruitment domain family, member 14
Exons: 19
Coding region: 1808-4492 (894 amino acids)
Biological process (GO): regulation of apoptotic process
Molecular function (GO): protein binding
Source: RefSeq, a predicted model, not a curated record
CAUCUUGCUCCCGUAUCUGAGGCAGGUCAAGGUUCUCUCAGAGGUGGACGAAGACGAGAUCCUUUCCUGUCACAACCUGACUAAUCGCUGCAUGAGAACAAGUAAGCUUCCCUGACUAGAUUUUUUUCUGUUUUAGAUUUUGAUUAUUUAAAGCAGUCCAAGAGGCUGAAUUACCAGAGGCGUCUGUAGUUUGUAACUGUGAAAAUGUGGAUUCAGAUUUGUCCUCUUCUUUCAGCCAAUCAGAGGUGGACCUGGGUUAAUGUGAUAGAGCAGUGAAAAUGUAUUUCCCUCCUUUUUUUCAGUUUUUCUAUAUUUUCUAUAUUUCAACAUUUCAGAUCAUCAAAAAUGUAUUUUUGUCCUAGAAAGAUGAACUUAGUAAAUGCAAAAAAUCAUUUUCAAAUUAUGUUUUUAUUUUUUAUUUGUUUUAUUAUUUCCACCAACCUGGCCCUGUGUCAGAACUGUUCCAAACCUAAUAACUGGUUGUGCCACCCCACGCAUUUGCAAUAACUGGUUCUGGGUUUUUUAGAUCAUUUUGAAGGAAUUUUAUACAACUCGUUUUUGCAGAAUUGCUGUUAUUCAGAAACAUUGAAGGUAUUUUUGAUAUUUUAAUUGUGGUUAAUUUGAUCAGGUGGUUUUCACCUCAGAGCUCUCCCAUGGAUAGCAUUUGUGCUUAGUUCUUUUUUCUUUAUUGUUUACACAUGAACACUGAACGCUUUUGAUGGUCUGGGUGUUUCCUGACCUGGAGGAGAUGGGAGUAGUUUUGGGUGCCUGGCAAAUUAGGGGAAGGUUCACCGCUGUUCCAUGUUUUCUGUGUUUGUGGAUAAUGGCUUUUACUGUGGUUUACUGUCAAGUCCCUAAUACUUGAAAAUGGCUUUGAAAUUUAAAUGGUUCCUUGAUUUUAUGGGUCUCAUGGUAUCCAGGCUGGAAUGUGGCUUGUGAAAAUGAACUCAGCUUUUUAUUUAAAAUUUUUUAAACUAAACCCUAACCCUACCAAGGGAGAGAUUACUAUUUCACAUAAGGCCAGAUUUUCUUAGAUAGCUUUUUGCCUUAUUAAAUGAAAUAGUUAUUUGUCUAUGAUCUGAUGAUCUGAAACAUUUAUGUGGCUCAAAACACAGCAAAAACAGAAGAAAUAAAAGCCCCGGCAUUUUUUUCACAGCACUGCAUGUCCGGUUAGGCAGUCAAUAAAACAACUGAUCAGCUGUCUUAUUGUUAUUGUUUCAGCAUACAAAGCUACAAACGUAAUCAUUCCAGUGAAUAAAAAGUCAGUCUGACAUUCAAGGUUUAGCACGGCAUGAGAUAUUUAGCGUUAUGACUAGUCAUGGAUUAUUUAAAAGCUUUCUGAAAGCUGAUUUACAGUAAUUGCUUUUAAAGCCUUUGAUAUGAACGGACAGGCAUACAGACAGCGUCGUUGGGCUUAAAAAUCUACAAGGUUAAUAAUUCUUGACUGUUUUGGAGAUUGCAGGAUGCCACCUGCUCAUAAUAAGAGGUUAUUUAGCCAGACCUGUUGUCUACAAGGAAACCUUUAAGUGAACUGCAGAAAGCCAGUUCUUGAGCUCUGGUUAAAUCUGAGACGUUCCUGAGUAUUACACUUUGACUGAUUAAGGUGUGCAAAGCCAAAACAUAAACUUCAGAUUUAAAAAAAAUGUGUAUGCUAGUUGAAAACAUCUGUCCGAAAUAAGCUUCUAUUGUGUCCUCCACAAAUAUAACCUAGUUUUCCUUUCACCUUUAUUAGGAUGGAUUUAUAGUUGUGUGUCCUAAAGCUUAAACUGGAGUAGAAAGAGUAAAAUAAUGUCUCCUAUUAGGCUACAUGUUGGAUCUGCUGAGGUCCCAGGGAAGAAAUGGAGCUAUAGCUCUGCUAGAGGGCCUGAUGAUCCAUUACCCAGCUCUCUACACCCAAGUUACGGGACGCAAGCCCAGCACAGAGCCCUCGAGAUUCAGUGGCCUGAUUAAGUACUCAGAGCUGACUGAGUACCUCAUCCGAGCAGUAACAGGGAUGCAGACGGAGUUGCAGGAGGCCCGCAACGAGGCCGGCAGGAUGAGCGCACGCUGCUCCUCCCUGGAGUCGGAGGUCGGACAGCUGAUAGAGCAGGAAGAGAAGUCCAGACACCUUCAGACCGAAAACGAACGUUUGCAGAGACACCUGAGCUCUCUGCAACGGGAAGUCACCAAGCUGAAGGACGAGAAGUGUGAUUUGUACAUCCGCUACACCGCAGCUAUCGAGGAGAAAUUGGCUAUAAACGGGCGGCUGCACAACCUGAACCUGCAGGUAUAUCAGCUGCAGACGGAGCUCCAGAGCAUUCAGAUGGAGAAUGAGUUCCACAAACAGCGUUCCCUCCGAAGUGUUUCUAAUUCUCAGACCCCACAGCUGCAGGAGGAGACUCAUAAGGACAUCCUGGAACAGGACCUGGCAGAGGCAAUUGACAGUCAGGUGGAGCUUGCAGAGCACCUAAGAACCUACAGAGAAGAGAACGAAAAGCUGCUCAGAGACAAAAAGGGGCUCUUGGAUCAAACACAGGCUCUGAGCCUUCAGGUGCAGCAGCUUUCCCUGGACUGUAAAAUGCACCAGCAGAAGAGCACCGUGGUCCAGAGCCAGAUGAAGGAACUCCAGGUAGAGAGGGAUCAGGCCUACCAGUCGAGAGACGAUGCCCAGGCCAUGAUCGCCCGCAUCCUGGCUGAGAAGGACGCAUUGAGGAGUCAGCUGGUGGAGCUCCAGGAGGCCGUCUUCACGCUUCAGGCCAAACGCAGCCCUAGAAUCCAGCGGCAGAGAUCUCAUUUGAAGGAGAUCAGCUGGGAGAGCCCAACCUCCAGCUCCGAAGAAUGUCCGCCGUCAGUUCGACGGAGACUUCGCCGCAUGGAUGCCCUUAACCCCGUGUCUCAGAGUUCCUGCUCGUCAGAAACAGAAAAUGCCGGGCCCACCAGCGUCCGAUCCAAAGCCGUCGAGCCGCCCAGUCCAGAGUCUUUACGUCGAAGACAGGAAGUUUUGUAUGCAGACAGCAGUCUGGAGACAGCAGAAACUGACCCUCUACUAGAGGAUUUUGUCUUCCUUUCUGAUGCAGGGAGUGAAGACGAGCAGACACCCAGACCUUCCUCUUCUCGUGACUCCAAAUCUGUCGGCCUCUCAAAAACCUCAGCCCCUCCCUUCCUGGUGCGCUCUCGUCCAAAAGCGAUCCGCGUCAACGGCCGCGUUCUCAGCAUCUCCCUCCAAUGCGAGGCGCUGCUCAGCGAGCUCACAGUCGUAGGAGGAAAUAAGUCCGGGGUGUUUGUGCACCAGGUGACCGAAGGCAGCACCGCCCAUUCUGUUGGCAUCAGCCCUGGGGCUCAGAUUGUGGAGGUCAGGUAUGAGCAAAACAACAGGGCUCUGAAGAUGGUGUUGGAGGACUCCACCUUAGAAGAAGCUACUUGGGCUCUCAGCCAGGUCACAGGCUUCUGUCACCUGUCCCUCCGCCCCAGGCAAAAAGACUACGAGGCGCUGCUGCAGCAGCUGCAGAACAGCAACACGGCGUCAGGGGACUCCUUCUACAUUCGGGUCAACUUAUCCCUUAGUGCUGGUGCCAGCGGGACCUUGGCCGUGUCGUGCAACGAUAUCCUGCAUGUAACAAACACGCGACCAGCAGGCGCUGAGGAUCAGUGGCACGCGAGCCAGGUUCACCCGUGUCAGCUGCUGGACCUGCAGAGCGGAGCUGUGCCCAAUUAUUACAGGGCACAGAGGCUUUUGAUUCAAACUAUUGAAGAUAUGAGCUUUCAGACAAAGAAGUUUCGGAAGGUUAGACGAGUGGACACCCCGAGUGAACAGAAAGCGGUGAGGAUUGUCAGCACAGGGCGCCAGGGAAGGAAUCCUCUGUGGCUCAGCGUGGAGGAGGAGAACAGCAAAAGCACAGAGUCAGGUCCUCCGUCUCCAUCCAAAAGCUGCGUGACCCUCAUGCCCUACACCCUGGUGACUCCUCAUUUCCCACCAGUCUGCAGGCCCGUCCUGCUGCUGCCCACAAUACUGGGACGCAUGCUGGACAGUAAGCUGGCCAAUUGGCAGGGCUUUCAGCUCUGUGUGCCCGAGGUUCUGACCUCCAGCGAGCACGCUGCUCGGCUCCAGAGAUCCGAGAUUCUGGAGGAGGUUGAGCCUGGCGAAAACCAGUGCUUCACCCUUCAGGGCGUUGAGAAAGUCAUGAAAAAGGGCCUUCACUGUGUGCUGCCUCUGGGCCUGGACUGUGUGCGCCGGCUGCACCGCUCCGAGAUCUUCCCAAUCAUCAUCUUCAUUGGCCUGUCUGCACGCAACGCACGCAAACUCAGGUCAAAGCUGCAGCGUAACAAUCAGACGGAGGAACAGCUGCUGGCAUGUGCGAAGAGCGAGGAGCCGCUGCUGGACAAGCUGCCGUGUCUGUAUCACAGCAUGGCUCCGGGCUCCUGGUGUGACCAAACCUCGCUGCUGACCAGCCUCCGCACUGUCAUCUGGGAGGAGCAGAGGAAGAUCGUCUGGGUGGAGCCUGACCUGUGGUGAAGCUAAAAGGAGGAAAAUACAGGCCGUGCUUUUAUAAUAAUAAUAAUAUAUAUAUAUAUAUACAUAUAUACAUGUAUAUGUAAUGAGUAAGCUUUACAAGAAAUGUUUUUGUAAACAUGAGUAUGUAUCUAUGAUACUUAAGUGUAUAAGAUCUCAGUGGGGUACCUAGAAAUAUUGUCUAAACUGAAUAUUAUUACCCUCUAUUUUAGGUAUUUGUUUAUAACAAGCAUGUGUAAAUUAAUUAUCUUAACUGUAUAAUAAUAAUAAUAAUAAUAAUAAUACUAAUAAUAUCUCCAUAUUAGGUUGUAGGCCAGUUCUUGCUAUGAGGGACUGCAUCUGGUGCAGAUCUUGUUUAAACCACUACGUCUGACUACUACUGUUUUAUUUAAAUGUUAUCCGGAGGGCAUUUUGGUUUUUCGAAUGUUUUGUGUAAUUUAUGGAAUAAAGGGUUGUUGUUAUAAAUGAAAAAGGUAUCACUGAUACCCCUGCAGGUUUCAUUUCUCUAGGACUGCAUGUCAUGACCACACCAACGGGUUUGUUACGUUGUACUCAUCGGACGCAUUGUAUACGUGCGGCUCCAGCCUGAACUCUCUGAACUCGGAGAUCCUACUUCCUCGUAGCUGCCGUUUGCCCCUUUCUUUGUCUCAUCAGGAAAUGUGACACAGGUUUUUUUUUUUUUUCCUGCUUAUGUCUGACGCUGAUGCUGUCACUCUGCAUAAAAAAACCAGCUUGCUUUUUAUCUUCGGUCUCUCAGCAACCUCUACCGAGCUCGAGCAUAUUUGUCCGUGUGCAACCUUCCCUCUAAUCUGCAGCCACCCUGUGUGACAAGUGCUUCUCUUCAAUGUUUUUGUUUUCCUUCUACAUUUUCUUAGCCCGUCAGAUCUCCAUGCACAUUAAGUGUGCUCCAAUUUUGCCAAUAAAAAUAUUUAACUUUAACUUUCUCUGAAAUUUUGAAAUGGACGGAUAAUGUCUCACUAUCUGCAGUACAUUUUUGAAAGAACGCAUGUUGACCAUUAGAUCCUUUAGGCUAGACUCUAAGAUUUCUCCAGUUUUGUCAAGGUUUGUUUGAUUUAGACAUUUAUGCUUCCUUAUUUAUUUUAUUCUGAACUUAAGCAUUUAUCCUUAGCACAAAUAAAGUCUAAAGAGAUGAAUGAAGGCCUUUUUAUGGAGAUUGAUCAACCAUUCACAUGCCUAAUAAUAUCUGUCCGCAC